AUGCCGGCAACCAACCAGGGCUGGCCCGAGUCCUUCGGGUUCCGGAUAAGCGGCUCGGGGCCGUGUUACAUCGUGCGGGUGCAGGAGGGCAGCAGCGCGGCGCUGGCGGGGCUGCGCCCCGGGGACCAAGUGCUGGAGAUCGAGGGCCAGCCCGUGUCCUCCCUGGGCUGCCAGGCGCUGCUGGGGCUGGUGGACGCCAUCCUCGGGGACCAGCCGCAGCUGAAGGAGAAGGUGUUCACCGUGCUGAAGCAGUACGCGGCCGAGAGGAGGGUGGAGUGCCUGGCCUAUGCCCUGUGCAUGGUGCUCACCCAGGAGUCCCACCAGCACCUCAUCGACAGCAUCAGGAUUUUCAUCCCCAAGAAGCACCGGCAGCGCUUUGACGAGGUGGUGUCGCAGAGCCUCAUCAGCAAGCUGUGCCGCUCCAAGAGCGAGCACAGCAACCGCCUGCGCCGCAGCCGCAGCGAGGACCACCAGGAGCGGCUGCUCGUGUCCACCCGGGCCAGCUCCGUGCCCCGCAGCCACGAGGAGCUCAGCAAGAGCCUCCGCAAAACCACCUCGCUCAUCAGCAGCAAUGUGGCCUCGGGGGCUGCCCGCAGAACAGUUCGAGUUUAUAAAGGCAACAGGAGCUUUGGCUUCACACUCCGUGGCCAUGCCCCAGUGUGGAUCGAGUCUGUCCUGCCAGGGAGCCCGGCGGAGAAGGCUGCUCUCAAGGCUGGAGACAGGAUCCUGUUCCUCAACGGCCUGGACAUGAGGAACUGCUCCCACGACAAGGUGGUGUCGAUGCUGCAGGGCAGCGGGGCCAUGCCCACCUUGGUGGUGGAGGAGGGCAUCGUCAGCUUCUCCAACGACUCUGACUCUGCCGAGUCCCCGAGCAGCUCCUCGGCCCUCACCUCCCUGCAGUGGGUUGCAGAGAUUCUCCCCUCUAGCAUCAAGAUCCAAGGAAGGACGUUCACGCAGCAGCUGGAGCACCUGCUGACCCUGCCCGAGCGUUUCACCAUCUGCAAGGCGCUGGAGGGCUUCUUCCAACAUCGGAACAUUGACACUCUCAUUGUGGAUGUGUACCCGGUGCUGGACACACCGGCCAAGCAAGUCCUCUGGCAGUUUAUCUACCAGCUGCUGACCUACGAGGAGCAGGAGCACUGCCAGCAAAAGAUUGACAGGUUUCUGGGGUACAAGGCCCUGGCAGGUGAGAGGAAGCCCCCGCGCUCCGGGACGGACACACCGUCUGAGGCAGAGGCUGAGGAUCGCUACCGCAGCUCCGUCCGAGGGGCCUCCCUGUGCCGGGGCAGCCUCCGGACCCCCCGCCCUGAGGAGGGGGCAGCAGGCAGCGACACCGUGGAGGUCCCCGUUCGCCUGAUCCCUGGGGAGAGACAGGCUGGUGAUGGCACGUCCCUCCCGGAGACACCCAACCCCAAAAUGAUGUCGGCUGUGUACGCAGAGCUGGAGAACCGCCUGAUCGGGGGCUUUGCUGGCAAGAUGGGCAACGCUGCCCUGCACAGGAGCUCCCCCCCCGCCCCGGAGCUGCCACACGCUGCAGGUGGCCGCAAGCCGGGGCUGGCGUGGCCGAGCGAGCCGCUGGCGACCCAGCCCUGCUAUUACCGGCUGCACAGCAGCGUGGCCUCCCCGUGCAGCACCGAGUCCAACCCGUACGUGAGCCUGGACAGCAGCCCGGCCCCGUCGCCCAAGCACGGCGAGUCCUCGCCGCUGUCGCGACGGAAGAAGCUCUUCACCUUCUCCAGGCCCCCCCGCAGCCGCGACACCGACCGGUUCCUGGACGCCCUCAGCGAGCAGCUGGGACACCGGGUCACCAUCGUGGAUGAUUUCCUCACCCCCGAGAACGACUACGAGGAGGUGAGAGCGGCGUGGGGCAGCCCAGGGAGCCGGGGGACACUCGGGGACACUCGGGGACACUCGGGGACACUCCGGGNCCACGACCCCCAGACCGGCCCCAGCAAGGCGGAGGCCACCAAGGCCAGCUCGGGACCGGUCCCCAAGGCUCUGGUGAGCCACCUGCACCCCAUCCCUCCUCCUCCUCCUCCGCCGCCGCCGCCCCCCGUGCCCUGCGCGCCCCCCCUGCACCGGGGGCUGCUGCACCGCAGGAGCGACUCCAACCACAUGAGCGUCAAGAGACUGCGCUGGGAGCAGGUGGAGAACUCGGAGGGGACCAUCUGGGGACAGCUCGGGGAAGACUCGGAUUACGACAAGCUGAGUGAUAUGGUCAAAUACCUCGACCUGGAGCUGCACUUCGGGACUCAGAAACCCACGAAGCCAACUCUCAUGCCUGAAAACUUUAAAAAGAAAGACGUGGUUGAAAUUUUGUCCCACAAAAAGGCCUACAACACAUCCAUCCUGAUCGCCCACCUGAAGCUGUCGCACGUGGAGCUGCGGCAGAUCCUGAUGACCAUGGAGACGGAUCGCCUGGAGCCGUCCCACAUCAAGCAGCUCCUGCUCUACGCCCCGGACGGGGAGGAGGUGCAGCGCUUCCAGAGCUACAAGGAGAACCCCGGCAAGCUGAGCGAGCCCGACCAGUUCGUGCUGCAGAUGCUGGCCGUACCCGAGUACAAGAUCCGCCUGCGCAGCCUGCACUUCAAAACCACCCUGCAGGAGAAGACCGAGGAGAUCAAGGCCAGCUACGAGUGCAUUUGCAAGGCCUCCCUAGAGCUGAAAAGCAGCAAGAAGCUGGCGAAGAUCCUGGAGUUCGUGCUGGCCAUGGGGAAUUACCUGAACAACGGGCAGCCCAAGACCAGCAAAACCACGGGAUUUAAAAUCAACUUCCUCACCGAGCUGAACACCACCAAGACUGUGGAUGGGAAAUCCACCUUCCUGCACAUUCUUGCCAAAUCCCUCAGCCAACACUUCCCAGAGCUCCUGGGCUUUGCCAAGGAUCUUCCGACAGUGCCGCUCGCUGCCAAAGUGAACCAGAGGACGCUGACAGCCGAGCUGAAGGAGCUGCACAGCACGGUGGGUGACAUCCAGAAGGCGUGUCACAGCAUGCCGGCCACCGCCGAGGACAGGUUUGCCAUUGUCAUGAGCUCCUUCCUGGAGAGCGCCCAGCCUGCCAUGCGCUCCCUGGACGAGCUGCAGCACAAGGCCAUGGAGGAGUUCAGCAAGGUGCUCUCCUUCUUCGGGGAAGACUCAAAAAUGACAACCUCCGAAGCCUUCUUCGGCAUUUUUGCAGAGUUCAUGAGCAAGUUUGAGCGGGCUCUCAGUGACGUGCAGGGGGGCGAGAGCCAGCGCAGCCCCAGGAUGACCUCUCCCCUGGCCUGGUGACGGCCCGUGGCCACCUGAGGUGCAGCAACUCAUUGCCAACAAAGUGCAAUUUGCUCCUGUCCAGUCUGGUUGUAAAUACGCUGCUGCCACCUGCUACCACCCAGCGGAGUCACGGACAGAGGGGUCGGGGCAGGUGGACACUGAGAAGACACCGCAGGUGACAGAGGGUGACACGAAGAUGAACCCUGCACUGCUCCUGGCAGAGCUUCCUUAGCACCCUCCAUCUCCAGGGGAUCACUGAGCCAAGGGCUUCACUUCCAUCUGGUAAAACCCCACUGUCCCGUGUUCCCCAAACACCUGGAGCUGGCAGCAGCAGCUGCUGCAGACCUGCACACCCACCACAGCCCUGUGUCCCACCCCUGGCUGUCUCUCAGCUGUCUGGAUGUCCCUGGGAUGAAGGGACAGCAUCCCCCGGCCCGUGCACGCUCCUGUGGGGGCUCUGGUGCCCACCAGCUCCUGCAGGUGUUUGGUGAGAUCCCUGUGCUGGGUUUGGUGAGAUCCCUGUGCUGGGUUUGGUGAGAUCCCCGUGCUGGGUUUGGUGAGAUCCCCGUGCUGGGUUUGGUGAGAUCCCUGUGUGAGGUUUGGUUUGGUGAGAUCCCUGUGUGUGGUGAGAUCCCUGUGCUGGGUUUGGUGAGAUCCCUGUGCUGGGUUUGGUGAGAUCCCUGUGUGUGGUGAGAUCCCCGUGUGAGGUUUGGUUUGGUGAGAUCCGUGUGCUGGGUUUGGUGAGAUCCGUGUGCUGGGUUUGGUGAGAUCCCUGUGUGAGGUUUGGUUUGGUGAGAUCCCCAUGCUCAGUUUGGUGAGAUCCCCCUGCAGAGCAUCCUUUGCCUUCCGAGCCCG
Molecule: messenger RNA, 4107 nt
Organism: Cyanistes caeruleus (blue tit)
Lineage: Eukaryota; Metazoa; Chordata; Aves; Passeriformes; Paridae
Source: RefSeq, a predicted model, not a curated record